This is a messenger RNA of Drosophila kikkawai, 2326 nucleotides long. RefSeq lists its product as uncharacterized. The record is from RefSeq and is a predicted model, not a curated record. Lineage: Eukaryota; Metazoa; Arthropoda; Insecta; Diptera; Drosophilidae.
UUUUUGCCAGCACUACUCGUUAGUUUUUUUAGGACGAGUGUGACCAGGUAAAACGAUCUGGUACUUUUGGUCGCUCGUUGCCAGAUCGUUCUCGUGCCGCGUCUCGAAAACGUCCUAAAGUGUGUGCCCAGGCGCCGCGAAAGCGCAAUUUUCGGGGCUUUGGCGUGUUCAGCGGAAUAAACAGCGGUCACACCCAGACAAACAACCGGACAAGUCUCCAACAGGAAAGAGGAACUGACCAGAGGUGCUCCGGCACCUGCCCGUGGUCGACGACCCCCACAGGCCGAGUGGGCUCUUCGUGAACAGGCCGGCAUUGGAGGCCCUGAAAGCGGCGUCCACCGACAGGUGCUUCUUCUUAAUGAUCGACGUCGUAUUCCUAAAGACGCCCGUCACCGCACACAUCGUGCUCAUCCUGGCCACCACGGAGGAUGGCUCAAUAAGAAAGGUGGUCUACACGAAAACCAGAGAUAGACAGUUUGAUGCCCGGGAGGUGCUGGAGUCCCUGCUGGUAGUCCGCGACGAGCUCCGCGGCAUGGGCAUCGAGGACCACCUGCUGGCCAUCGUGGCGGAUGAGGACCCGAACAACGCCCUCCUUGUGGAGGCGGGCUACCCCGUGCUGGUGGACCUCCACCACCUCAUCAAGAGGAUGGACACCGGCAUGGGUCACGCCGAUGUGCUCCUCCAGGCGGUCCACAAGCACGUGGUGUUCCGCCAACACAGCGAGGCCGAAAAGUUCGCCGUCAUACGCGCGAUGGCCGACUCGAUCCCAGCCAGCGCCAGGAGGAAAACCCUCUCCGAGAUCAACGCGGUGGAGCGGGUUGUGGCCCGGCGGUUCGCCGUGCUGGGCAGCCCGUUCCACCUGCGGGAGUGCAACAACGACGUGCUGGAGAGCUUGGGCCGGAAACUGGCCACAGAGGCGUCCCUCGUAAUGGCGGAGGCCCUCACGGCAGAGCCCAGAAUGAAGGCAAGGCUCCUGGAGGUCCACGAGCUGCUGAGGAGAGUGGUGUGCCUCCUCAGCAUGCUGGAGAAGCUGGACGUGGAUCUGUCGGGCCUCGCGGACUAACUGGGCUUUCGGCGAAUUUGGCUUUUUUCGGCGACUUUAGCCGUUUUUUACAAACGAAAACCGCGCGUGAACAAUGAAUAACGCCAAGAGAGGACCUCCUGGUGGACCUGGUCGCCACUGCCAAGUCCUCGCAGGAGCGGAAUGACGCCGGCGCUGCUGCGGAAAAAGCCUUCGGCCCGGUCGAGGCCCGGCAGCUGUCGUUCCUCAAGGUGAAGGGGCACAAAUUCCUAUCAAACACAAUAGCGCAGAGAACCGAGCUCCAGCAGACGGAGAUCGAAGACGAGCUCGACAUAGACGGGGCCCUGGCUCUGCGCCACGAGCAGCAGGAGGAGCCCGCGGAGGAUGAGCCCGUGAAGGCCGAGCAGCAGGAUCCCGCGAUCGACUACCUGGAGGCGGAAAUAAUGGCCGAAGAUGCAGCACUGCAGCUCCUGCUGGAGGAGCCUGCGCAGGUCGACCAGGACGAGGCCGAGGAUCAAGGGGCGUGCAGUGCGGCUGCACCAUUGCCGCCGCUCCUGGCGCCGUCGAGGCUGAGAUAAAUACAUUUGUGUUCCACGUGCAUGAUGCAGUGCAACACAUCAGCCGUGCUUUACCGGCACGAAAAACAGUGCAACAAGGAGAUGUAUCAAUACGAGUGCGGUUGUGGGCGGCUGACAAUGACCACCAAACAGGUGGCAGGCCACCAACGCACUUGUACCCUAGGGCACAGCAAGCGCGUCAAGCAGUAGAAACCUGUCCUCGAUCACAGCCAGCCAGCAGAGCAGUAAGGCGGUUCUGCUGUGCAUAGUUAGAACAUAGCGUUGAAGGCACUAACUCAACUGGGAGCCUGCAAAGCCCCCCGCACCUUCGACCGCAACAUCACCAGGGUACGAGCCCACAGCUGCACAGUGUGUGCGACAACAGUACCCGGAUAAUAGAAUCGCAAUGGACUCCCGACUGCUGCCAGCUGGCCUUUGGCACCGUUGAUAGUAUAGUAGGUUAAUUGUUUUAAACGUUGAUUAUUUUAGUAUAGAUAAAACGAUAAAAAAGCCAACAAAUUUAUAAAAAGUCUUCAAUAGGUUAGUUAUUUUAAACAUUUUAGAAAACAUACAAUUAUUCCUACCUUUUAAUACAUGUAUAUUCUAUAUAGUCAACUAUUUCUGAUGCCAUUUCCUGGUUUUUAUAGGAUAGCCUACAGCAAUCAUUCGUAAAAAGUUGUCUGGAACAAUUGUUUAUAUUAUACCAUUCCUAUGUCAUAUUCAAAUAAAUGUAUAUUUCAUUAUUUAA